AUGGCUGACAACACUCGCGCCAAAACUGCUAAACGAAAUAACCAAAAAACACAAUUUGACAACCAUACCAAUUUAUCAGACGAAGAAAUGGUCGCAGAAACCUACGGCCAAAACCAAAACGUAUCUCCAACAGCUCAAACAAAGAAAAAACAAAAAAGAAUUGAAAACUCUUCUUUACCUUCGUCCACAACAGACGAUAACAACAAUAUGGAAGUCGACGAAAAAACUACAAACGAACAUCCAAUUUCCUCGGAAAUUGACAUCUCAUCACGUGAUACGAAUUCCGUUGUAUCAACUACACCAAUCAUUACAAGCCAAGAUGCAAUGGACACAGAUCAACAGAUCAACCAUACAAAUUCAGUAUCAACACAAGGAUCUACUAACAUUAGAGCUGUUUAA
Rhizophagus irregularis DAOM 181602=DAOM 197198 is the source of this 399-nucleotide messenger RNA. The record is from RefSeq and is a predicted model, not a curated record. NCBI's taxonomy places the organism in Eukaryota, Fungi, Glomeromycota, Glomeromycetes, Glomerales, Glomeraceae.